AUGUCAUCCAUACUUAAUAAAUUUAGAAAGCAACCUCAAAAUGAUAUACCUGCAGGAAUAAAAAUAGAGAAUACUUUAUUUGGAUAGUAAAAUGGAACUUAUUAGCCUCCCUUAAUACCAGCUGUUUAAUUACCUCUAACUACUUAGCCAAGAUAAAAAGGAAGGCCUGGAGGAGGUAUAAAAAAUAUGUUAGUUAUUAGGCUGGGAUGAUGAAUCGGAGCCUUAAUAAUAAUAAUAAUAAUAAAUAUUAUCAAACAAACCAACCAAUAAUAUUAAUCUAAUUAAUGACACUCCACCAAAAUAAAAUGAAAAUAAAGCAAAUAUUGAUGUACUACUCCCACCACAAUCCUAUAAUAACAAUAUUUAAUUAAGCAGAGUGGCUGAAUAUAAAAAAGGACAAUUAUUAACUUAUGAAGAAUUGGAGAUUGGGGGAUUGUAUAUCUAUUCUAUAUAAUUUUAGUGAGUUCGAAUUUCAUCUAGUUGAGGAAGCAACUAAAUUAGGUGGAAUUAAAUUGAAAUAAAGUGAUUAAGUUCUUAAAGAAUUUGGAAGAGCCUGUUAAACUUUAUAAGAAUAGUUGAUAGGUAGCAUACUAUUGAAUAAGAUUUAUAGUGAAGAAAAUUGGAAAGUUCAAAUUGUAUACAAAUAAUAUCUAUUCUUUAGAGAUGCAUAUAUGCUAUUCAAUUUAUCAGCUAACAAUAUCAAAACUAUAGAGAAUUCUUUUAAAUUAAUUAGAAUUAUUUAAAGAUAGAAACAGAUUAAUAAAUAUUGUAAUCUGCCAUCGAGUAAACUCUUUUAGAGAUAAAUGGAUUGCAAUAAUAAAAAUAAAAAGUAAUGAUCUAUUAAUUUUUUUAGGAAUUUUAGUUUGAAUUUCGUGAACCACCUAAACAAUAAUAAAAUAUAGUAUAGAAAUAGCCAAAUCUUAUAGAAAUUGCUAAUAAUGAAGUUUAACAAAAAUAACCAUAACAACAAAAGCUUGAUUUAAAAUCUCUAAAAAUAAAAUAACCUUAAGUACAAUAGUAGUCUCAGCAAUAGUUAUAAUAAUAAUAGUAUCAAUAAAAAAAUACAUAAAUAGAUUUAUUAGAGGCAUUUAAUGA
Paramecium pentaurelia is the source of this 1095-nucleotide messenger RNA. Lineage: Eukaryota; Ciliophora; Oligohymenophorea; Peniculida; Parameciidae. The record is from the annotation of a GenBank genome assembly.